This is a messenger RNA of Heterobasidion irregulare TC 32-1, 3760 nucleotides long. RefSeq lists its product as uncharacterized. Gene Ontology annotation, cellular component: plasma membrane. The record is from RefSeq and is a predicted model, not a curated record. Gene Ontology annotation, biological process: positive regulation of GTPase activity; Ras protein signal transduction. Gene Ontology annotation, molecular function: protein binding; guanyl-nucleotide exchange factor activity. NCBI's taxonomy places the organism in Eukaryota, Fungi, Basidiomycota, Agaricomycetes, Russulales, Bondarzewiaceae. Bases 235 to 3672 code for a protein of 1145 amino acids. The transcript is spliced from 8 exons.
CUCAGAAUUGACACGUCUGUUGUUUACGACCUAAGUCCACCCUCCACCAAAUCCUCGAGUAGACAGGGCCUCAAACCCGAAUCUGCUCAGCCUUCGGGGGACAGACGGCUUCGCAACCUAUCCCCUACUUCAACCUCUUCGACGCUAUCCCUUGUAUCUCCCACUCCCUCAUCGACCAAUGCUUCUUCAUUAUCUGUACAUGCCCCCACCACCUCGGCCUCUUAUUCCACGACAAUGAUCUCUGAUACCGUCGCGUCACCUCCCGCAAUCUACGUAUCAGAGAGGUCAUCACCUGAGUACGUUCUGGCAAUGCAUGAUUUUAUUCCGCAGCAGAAGAAUGCUACAUGUCUUGCCUUCCGAGCUGGGCAGAUUAUACACGUCCUCAACCGCGACUCCAGCGGCUGGUGGGAUGGGGAGCUAGACGGCAAACGCGGGUGGUUUCCCAGCAACUACGUGAAUGGGGAUCUGGGUUUAUUGGCAGAUGAUGUAAUGGCCUCGCAGCGCAUGGGGUCAGGCCAUUCUCACUCUAAAUCUACAGUGUCAGUGGCUUCAUUUGCGAGCUCAACAUCGUCGCGGCAGAGCGCGUUUUCUCGAAACGACUACUGUCCACCAUUGAUGGUACCUCUUCUCCAUGCGCUCUCUCUUCUACAGAAUGCCGUUCGGUCAAACCGGGUGACCCAUUUCCAGCCGUCGGUCGCUUGUCUCAUUUCUUGCGUUCGUUCCGUACUGGACGCUGCAGCAUGUCUGUCGCGCGAUGCCCCUUUGCUCAAACGCUAUACAUCUCUUGCGCAGGAAAGGAAAAAGGUGCUUUCAGACCUGGCUGCCAUCGUGACUCAGGCGAAGAAGGCUUCGGCGGAGGAUGUAGACGAAGACCAGCGUGACUUGGAGGUUGAAAAGAUGGUCAGGUUAGGUGGACAGGUCUUUUCUCGCGUCCGACGUUUUCUGGCCGUCGCGGUUCAGUGCGGGGUGGAUCUACCUGAGCGACAGACAAUAAUGGAGAGCCAAUUAAUUCCGUCAGACUCUGGAUUCUCAUCACAGUCAUCAGGCUCCUUCCUGCAGGGACCCACGACUCCGACAUCUGGACCCGACGAAGAUGUCACUUUCCGUGCUUCACCCUGGAAAACCAAUGGGCGGCCCCGAAUGCGGGUGAAGGGCCGACCGGGAACCCCGGGCAACGCCAUGAAGGCGCGAAGGAAAACCAAGUCGCACAAGCACGAUUUCUCUGUUAGCAGUAGCGCCUCUUCGUCGUCCUUGUCAUCCGCGGAGUCUGCUCCUACCCCUGUUACCCCGCCAUUCCCUUCAGGGCCUUCGACGUACGAGGAACUGAUGGAUGCACUGCGACAUACCCAUGAUCAGUAUCUAUCGACCAUCGCGGCGUUCAUUGGUCACGCCCAUUCGCAUUCGCGGUCGUCACACGCAUCAAGUACGGGACACAUGUACGAACUUGUGCGGGAGAUUGUCGAGAUGGUCUGCAAGCUCUUGACGAUCGUGGAGGCUGUCUUGCGGCACCCGACUGUCCCGCCGCACAAGGUUUCGCAUCUCAGAGCUGCAAAGGAGGGUCUCUACAGCGUGACAAGUGGAUUGGCAGAAUCCGUUCGUAUGCUGACGAGUUUGCUUCCUUCUGCCUUGACCGAGGAGCAAGAGAAAGCGACAUUAAUUCGCUCUGCUACGGAUGCUCUCAAGGCUGGCGCUGACUGUGUCGCUGCCGUGAAGAUGUGUCUUACUCGCUCGUCGAGUGACAAGCUCUUUAUCAUUGAUGCUCCGAGGGUUUUGGAGGACUAUCCAGUCCCGAUGACGCCCCGUAGGCUCUCAAAUCGCAUGUCGCCGCGACUUUCCAAGUCCAUGACCUCCAUCAAUAACCCUGUGUCAGGUCCUGCAGAGGACGACUCGACGGUCCAGGGACAGCCGUUGCCACGGGACAUGCCCAUCAUCGAUGUUUCUGGGGACCCAGGAAUUUCUCAGUCCCUUACAACGCAAGAUGAAGGGAAGCAUGUCCCUGCCAGGACUUCUACUGAGCGGGUGACUCUCCCCACCCUAUCGCUAUCUCAAAGUGUGACGGUCGGUCCCGACUUGCCGUCGCCAAUGUCAUCCGUCGCCAAGACUGACGAUGAGCGGACGACUUGGGAAGGGAGUCAACCGCCGCUCGAACGGCCGAAGUCGCUGGAAGAGAAGAUUCUAAACGGAGACUUACCUUCGCUCCCUAUCGCAGCCAUUCCCGAGCUGAUGCAGACGGAGUCAGAGCCAUGGAUGCUUCCCCAUGACUACGCGCUUGAGGAUGUUGCGUACAACGGUGAAGGCCACUUGGUCGGUGCAACUAUCCAGGCCUUGAUCGAGAAGAUGACCCCUCAUUCUUCCAUCGUGGACCCUGCAUUCUCAGCCGUCUUCUUCCUCACCUUCCGUCUCUUCUCUACUGCUCUUGAGCUUGUCCAGGCGAUCAUCGACCGCUACAACCUCCUUCCUCCCUCUGGGUUGUCUGAGGAGGACACUUACAAGUGGCAACAGCGCAAAGGCAUUCCAGUGCGGCUGCGCGUCUCGAAUUUCAUCAAGGUCUGGCUUGAACUAUACUGGCGACCGUCUUUCGAUAACUCCGUGUUGCCCAUGCUUCAUGACUUCAACCGUGAUGCUCUGGCUUUGAUGUUCCCGGGGCCGUCACAGCGGAUACACGAACUCAUUGCGAUGCGGAUGCAUCAAGACGAUGUCAUGUUGAUAACCCCCAGGCUGGACCGCAUGCGCGACGCAGGCAUGCCUCUCAAUCCCCCUACGGCUAGCUCUCCUUCAGAGAUACCUCGUCCUAUCAUGACGAAGAAUUUGCUGUCUAAUCUCCGCAGCAAGAACUUUUCGACCAUCCUCAUCACUGACUUUGACUCUCUGGAGCUCGCGCGGCAGCUAACGAUCAUGGAGUGUAACUUGUUCUGUUCUAUACAACCGGAGGAGGUUCUGGAAAGCGGCCAAGAAGGCGUGAAAGCACCCGUCAAUGUCAAGGCCGUGACUAGCCUCAGUACUGUUAUCACAGGUUGGGUAGCGGAGAGUAUUCUCAGUGAGAAUGACAUCAAGAAACGCACGACUUUGGUGAAGUUCUUCAUCAAAGUUGCCGACCGGUGCACAACGCUCUCCAACUUCAGCACCUCUCGUUCAAUUUUGGCUGCGCUAGAUUCAUCCACAAUCUCUCGGUUGCAUCAGACGUGGAUCGGAGUUCCGCAGAAGCAGAAGCUGCAGCUGGAUGCGAUUCGAAAGCUCGCCGAUCACGCCAGGAAUUAUCGCGAUUACCGUAGCCGAUUGAGGAAUACGGCCCCUCCCGCCGUUCCCUUCUUAGGCCUUUACCUAACCGACGUGACUUUUUGUCGUGAGGGCAACCCUUCGCAUCGCGCGUCCCCGAUGGCCGCGGAAAAGAAAUUGCUCAAUUUUAAUAAAUACCACAAAAUGGCCCGGAUUGUCCAAGACAUGCAGCGCUUCCAAGUGCCAUACACUUUGAAGGAGAUUCCUGAAGUGCAAUCAUACCUCAAUCAUGCCUUCGAGAAAUCCCCUCACCACGGCGAUCUGCAUGACCUCUAUCGUCGCAGUUUGCUCGUUGAGCCAAAACAACCAGCUGACACGCCUCCUGCUGGAGACGUGCGACAACUCUUUACCUGGGCUGGCCGCUCUCUUACAGGCCAGCCCGCCUCUGCGUCGUGAUCAAUAUGACAUCCUCUUAUUUCCUGUUCUCACUUUACACUUCACCAUUCGCUCACCAUUUUUUGUUUCAUUCGGACUUUUAUCUUGU